This is a messenger RNA of Globicephala melas (long-finned pilot whale), 8132 nucleotides long. RefSeq names its product SEC23 interacting protein (gene SEC23IP). Gene Ontology annotation, cellular component: COPII-coated ER to Golgi transport vesicle; cytoplasm. The record is from RefSeq and is a predicted model, not a curated record. Gene Ontology annotation, molecular function: glycerophospholipase activity; metal ion binding; protein binding. Gene Ontology annotation, biological process: endoplasmic reticulum to Golgi vesicle-mediated transport. NCBI's taxonomy places the organism in Eukaryota, Metazoa, Chordata, Mammalia, Artiodactyla, Delphinidae.
GUUUCCGGCUGGUGGUUCCGCACCGGCCCCCAGUAGACGUGUAACGGAAGGUGGGCCGCAGCCAUGGCUGAGAGGAAACCUAACGGUGGCGGAGGCGCAGCUUCCACCUCCUCGUCGGGCACGAACUUACUUUUCUCCUCCUCGGCCACGGAGUUCAGCUUCAACGUGCCCUUUAUCCCAGUUACCCAGGCUGCCGCUGCCUCGGCCUCCCUGCUCUUGCCCGGAGAGGAUUCCACAGAUGUGGGUGAGGAGGACAGCUUCCUUGGUCAGACUUCUGCUCACACGUCUACCCCACAGACAUUUAGUUACUUCUCUCAGGUAUCAAGCAGUAGUGAUCCUUUUGGGAAUAUUGGACAGUCACCGUUAACAACUGCAGCAACAUCGGCUGGACAGUCAGCAUUCUCCAAGCCCCCAACUGCUCUCCCUUUUACCACCGGAUCCCAAGAUAUGUCGAAUGCAUUUUCACCAUCCAUUUCGAAGGCUCACUAUGGUGCUCCACCUGCUUCACAAACGGGAAUAAAUACUUAUCUGCCUUCUCAGCCUAGUAGUCUCCCUCCUUCAAAUUUUGGGAGCCCACCCCAAGGAACGCCCCAACAAGGAUACAAUCCAUAUCGCCACACAGCUGUAAGCAGCAGGGCUAAUCCUUAUAUUGCACCGCCACAGCUGCAGCAGGGCCAAACACUGGCCCAUCCUACCCAUCCCCCGCCCUCUGGACCCCCUGUUCAGAUGUACCAGAUGCCUCCAGGAUCUCUGCCAUCGAUUCCUCCUUCAGUGCAGCCAGGGCUGUCCCCUCCAACCCAACAGCAGGCACCUGCUAGACCUGCGGGUCCCUCUGUGCAAGCGUCAUCUCUUUUUCUACUUCAAAACCAAUAUGAACCUGUCCAACCCCACUGGUUUUACUGCAAGGAGAUAGAAUACAGGCAACUGUGGAUGCCUUUCAGUGUGUUUGACUCUUUGAAUCUUGAAGAAAUCUAUAACUCAGUCCAGCCAGACCCUGAGAGUGUGGUUCUAGGCACUGAUGGAGGGCGCUACGACGUUUACCUCUAUGACCGGAUGAGGAAAGCCGUGUACUGGGAAGAGGAGCCAGCUGAAGUGAGACGCUGUACUUGGUUUUACAAAGGGGACACAGACAGCAGAUUUAUUCCCUAUACAGAGGAGUUCAGUGAAAAACUGGAGGCUGAAUAUAAAAAAGCUGUAACCACGAAUCAGUGGCACCGCAGAUUAGAGUUUCCGAGUGGGGAGACAAUUGUUAUGCACAAUCCAAAGGUUAUUGUUCAGUUCCAGCCCUCAUCAGUGCCAGAUGAAUGGGGGACCACACAAGAUGGACAGACAAGGCCCAGGGUUGUAAAGCGUGGAGUUGAUGAUAACCUUGAUGAAAUUCCUGAUGGGGAAAUGCCUCCGGUUGACCAUUUGGUGUUCAUGGUGCAUGGCAUUGGACCUGUGUGUGACUUGCGCUUUAGAAGCAUUAUUGAAUGUGUGGAUGAUUUUAGGGUGGUUUCUCUCAAAUUGCUGCAGACACAUUUCAAGAAAUCUUUAGAUGAUCGGAAAGUAAGCAGAGUGGAAUUCCUUCCGGUUCAUUGGCAUAGUUCCUUGGGUGGGGAUGCCACCGGUGUUGACAGGAAUAUUAAGAAAAUCACUUUACCAAGUAUUGGUCGGUUUCGUCACUUUACUAAUGAAACCUUGCUAGACAUUUUAUUUUACAACAGCCCCAUCUACUGUCAGAGGAUUGUGGAGAAAGUGGGAUUGGAGAUAAACCGUCUGUAUGCACUCUUCAUGAGUCGGAACCCAGACUUCAAAGGAGGGGUCUCUGUUGCUGGUCACAGUUUAGGUUCUUUAAUAUUGUUUGACAUCCUGUCUAAUCAAAAAGAUUUGAAUUUAUCAAAGUCUCCUGAGCCUUUAGCUGUUGCUAAUGGAGUUGUGAAGCAGCCACAUUUCCAGGAAAAGCAGAUACCUGAAGAGCCAAAGCUGACGUUGGAUGAGUCUUGUGACCUUGAUGUUGAAAAUGAAGAAGUCCUGACUUUGCAAGAAACUCUGGAAGCACUUAGCCUCUCUGAAUACGUUAGCACUUUUGAAAAGGAAAAGAUUGAUAUGGAAUCUCUGCUUAUGUGUACAGUGGAUGACCUGAAGGAAAUGGGGAUACCACUUGGACCCAGGAAGAAGAUAGCUAACUUUGUAAAACAUAAAGCAGCCAAACUGGAACAGAAAAAAGCAUCAGAAAAGAAGGCAGUGAUGGCUGCUUCGACAAAAGGACAAGAGGAAAGUGCUCAGAAAGCUAAAGAAAUGGCUUCUCCGCCCUCAGAAUCCAAUGAGUCCAAGAGGAAACUCCCACUCGGAGUUUGCGUUUCUUCUGUGCACGUUGAUUAUGAGUCUUUUGAAGUUGGCACUGGACAGGUUUCUGUUGUUUACAACUCCUUAGACUUUGAACCAGAGAUUUUCUUUGCCUUGGGAUCUCCAAUUGGUAUGUUUCUCACUAUUCGAGGAGUGGAUAGUAUAGAUGAGAACUACAGGCUUCCUACCUGCAAAGGGUUCUUCAAUAUUUAUCAUCCACUUGAUCCAGUGGCAUAUAGAUUAGAACCUAUGAUUGUACCAGAUUUGGACCUAAAAGCAGUUCUCAUUCCGCAUCACAAAGGCAGAAAAAGACUUCAUUUAGAGUUGAAAGAAAGUCUCUCUCGUAUGGGAUCUGAUUUGAAGCAGGGUUUCAUUAGCUCACUGAAAAGUGCUUGGCAGACAUUAAAUGAGUUUGCCCGUGCUCAUACCUCUUCAACUCAGCUGCAAGAAGAAUUGGAGAAGGUAGCCAAUCAAAUCAAAGAAGAAGAAGAAAAGCAAGUAGUUGAAGCAGAAAAGACUGUUGAAAGUCCAGAUUUUUCCAAGGAUGAGGACUACUUAGGAAAGGUUGGAAUGUUAAACGGAGGCCGCCGAAUUGACUAUGUUCUUCAAGAAAAGCCAAUAGAGAGUUUUAAUGAAUAUCUUUUCGCUCUUCAGAGUCACUUAUGCUAUUGGGAAUCUGAAGAUACUGCCCUGUUAUUACUUAAAGAAAUUUAUCGAACAAUGAGCAUUAGUCCAGAGCAGCCCCAGCAUUGAUUGGACUUCAGCUUCACUGUACAUUCUUGUCUUUACAGAAAGUUGCAGUAUAAAUUACAUUGCUGAGAAAAUCCUCAGAGGACAUCCCCAGUCUGCUCCUGUGAUGGAUGACAGAAAUGUGAUUCACCGACACUUACUCUGCUGUAAUUCUCAGAUGUAGGGCUUCAUUUGAAAGAAAACAUACAGAACAAAAAGACAGUGAAAUAAAUCAGUACCACAUUUGGGCUGUAUAGAUGAGAAAAAGAAAUUAUUAAAAUGAUGCAGUUAAAAACUCCUCAGAUCAGUUUAGUUGUACAGUUGUCAAAGUAAUAUGUGAUAUCAAUGAAGAAAUAUUUGUAGCAUGCAGACGGUUGUUUCUGUUUCUUAAAAAACUAUUGGCAGUGGGCUAUUGAACUUGCAUUUUUUUUUAAUUAAUGUAGUAUGUUCUGUGGACUUCUUGAGAAACUAUAAUAAUACAGUUUUUUAAAAAUUUAUGUUCUACUUUAAAUGUGAAUUAUAGUUCUGAGCUGCUUUUAUGCGGGGUCAUUUAUAUCUGUUAGCGGAAGUAACCAAGAUCACUUCUAUUCCAAGCUGAACUGCUGUCUUUAAGAAGCCUUCCAGGCUGUUGCUGAGAGCAGAGCUGUGGAAGGAAGUGAGAUGCUCCGCACUUCACAGAAGACUUGUGAAGUGCUCUCCCAGCAUCAUUGCCACCAGCAGUGGGGAGCAAAUGAGAAGUUUUUCCAUUUGUCAUCUAAGGUAGCUGUGCAGUCGCCUCAUUGCUAAAGUUCCAAUCAAUAUGAGAACCACAGUAGAAUUUUUUUGGAUUUUGGUUUUUUUGCUUUGUAUUCAUUUCACUUCUACCAAAGUAUUUGAAAGUAUGAACUGUAUUGGCUUUAGACUAUAACUAUUUCAUGAAAAGACUGUUCUGUGAUAUUUUACUUCGUUUUACUGUAACUUCAAAUUAUCUAGAUAUUUUCCUAAUACUACGUGGAAAUGCUGGUUUUCUUUUGUUAUGCAGUAGGAACAUUUUACACUGUUUACAUAGUUCUCAUGGAACAUAGAAUUUUUUGAAAGCCACAUAUGAUACACAUUUUUUGUGUAUAUAUUCUAGUUAGUGUGAAUAAAACAGUAACAUCAAUGCAUUUUUUUAAAGCAGAGAACGUCUGUAUUCUUCUUGUCUUCCUUAAAAGUACUCCUGUGAGUUCAGUGGUCAUUUACUUUUCAUUGUGAACACCUGCUCUGUAGUUAAUACAUAGCUGUAGCAUUUGCUCCUAAUAAUUAGGACAGAAUUAGGACAGUAGAGUUUUUGAGCUGCAGGUGACCCCAGACAGCAUAUAUUCCAAUCACCUCAUUAUGCAGCCGACGACACUAAAUGCCUUUCUCAGGCUGCUGGGUGGCAGAUCUGGGCUGGAAUACAGUUUCACUGACUCCCUUUUGGCCUUCAUUUCUCUACACCAGUGCUAUUACCUCCCAAUUUCCUCUUAACUUCCCCAAACUGAUGAAAUAAAGAAAAAUAAGGGUUAUUUAUGUAUAUUUUAAUAAAAUCCAGUUUGAUUUUUCAACUUACAACUGGUUUUGUCUGUAUUAUUCAGCCUGUAUCUUCUGAAUAUUGGGCAGAGGGGAAGAAACACUUGAACCAGUGUCCAUAGUAGAAACGUGUACCAGCUCAGUUUUAGGAAUCUUGUGAUUUUAACACCUGGGAAAAUAUAAAAUAGAAUUUUAGAAGGUAACUCUGCUGUGGACAGCGUUUAUAUCACUCUUCAAUAUCUUAAAAAAAACAACCAAAACCAAAGCCAAAACAGUCAUAGGUCUGAGGGCAGAGUCUGUGUUUAUUAGCGUACUGUUCACUGUUGUGAACACCAUGCCUACCACAGACUUGUCACAAAGUAAGGCACUUUCCAAAUAUUUGUUGAAUAAAACAAUUUUAAAAAUCAGAAAUAGAAUUAAAUACUUAUAGACCUUAGAAUGGCCAUUCAGGUCAGUGGUUUGCAAACGUUUAAAAAGUAGCUGAACCCUUUUCAAAUUUCAGUAUAUAAACUAUAGAUGAGAGCAUAGCCGCUGAGUAAAGCUUGACCUCCUUUUUCCCAGUAGCUCGUCGCCUCCUGGGACCCUCCUACCCAGCCCUAACCUGGAUUAAUGCCCUCAUCUUCCUCAGAUGAGGAAAGUCAAGUCGCUGGUUAUUCUGAAAUUGUUUUCUGUGCAGAGUUUGGGACUAGAGUUAAAAAGCAUCAGUGUCUGAAACUGAAGGUCAAGGAGUCAUCGUAAAACCAAUGAGGUCAGCCUGGGCCUGGUUUGGUAAUGUGGCCAUAACGAGAGGAAACUCCUUUCCAAGUCUGAUGGGCCUGUGUGGUUCAUGAAUCCACCAGAUAAGGAUUUUCCUCAAAACCAGAGUGUGAUUAUAGUAGAAGGACUUAACAGGUUAUAUUGAUUUUUGACUAAGUAUGUUAUUGGAAAGGUGUGCUCUACGUAGACCCUUGAAAAUGAGGACAUUAGAGCAUAGAUACCACUACUCUGGCAGGGAGGAUCAUAUAUGCAGAAUAGCAACUCACAAUAUUAUAAAUAGCGUGCUGGAGAUCAGGACUGUCCCGGAAAUUCCAGAGUGGUUGAUCUUGGUCUAUUACCGUUGUUUCAGGUUUUUAUGACUUGAGGUGUCAUACCUUAGCGCUGAGCCUCAGUGUUUACCGAGCAGCGUUCUGGUGGUGACUUGUUUCCCAUGUAGAUUUUGCCAUCUGGGAACAGGGUGAAUUGAGCUGCAGACACUGAAUGUUCUGGUUUUCCUCCAAGUUAAUGGUUCUCAUUGUAGCAAUAAUUACCAGUCAGUGUGAGUUAGUUCCCCAGGGCGGGUCCUCUAAGGUGAGUUGAUAGAAUUCAUUUCUUUACAGCUGAGGCGCUGACACGGCAUUCCUGCUGUUGUCUGUCUCCCUGCAAAGCGCUGGAUGGACUGUCACUUGACUUGUCUCCUUGAUAUUUGUAUAAGACUUGCAACAGGUUGUCAGUCUUGUCCUGUUAUUUCACCCCUAAAGUGAGCUUACCAAAAACUUGACAGCAUGUUGAAGAGCUCUGGUGCCCACCUGCCUUUGUGUCCAAGCUCUCUACCUCUUCUUAGCUGUGGGUCCCGUGCAAGAUUGUUUUCCUCUAACCUCUCGUCAAAGUGUUUCUGAUUUUUGGUCAGUUUCCUCUUUCAUGAAAUUCCUCAGCCUCAUAGAGUUAUUGUGAGGCUUAAAUGAAAAUAUGAGUGAAGAUCACAUAGCAAUGCUGGGUACAUAGUAAGCACUCAGAACAUUAGCUAACUGUCACUACUUCUACUCUUUUUAUCACGACCACUCAGGUUCAGGGAAGACCCACGUCUUUGUUGCUAGGUCACUGCCACUUCCAGUCCUCCCUGGGUUGCAGUUGGCCAGGUCUCUUGUCCCUGAGAGCUGCCAGAGAGGGCUGAGCAUCCUUCACAGAGGCCCAGGUGUCUGCAGGUGACUGGAAGGGAGGACAGGAGUUGUGGAGCCAGUCGGGGCGGGCGCGGGGGGAUGGUAAUAAUGCUUAUGUGGCUGUCUUCACACAGAUCAGUGGGACUCUUGGAGAGCAACUUUGAGUAACUUCUACAUGCCUUGAUUCUCUAAGUUCCUUUUGGGAUAAGGAUCCAGAAAACAUGUUUGUCUUCCUAAAUUCUGCCUUCUUUUCACCCUGGUAUUUAUUUUCCUGCUUUAAACAUCAACGCUAUUGCAGGUUUCCCCAAACCUAUCAGCCCCACAGAACUCUGAGAAUGCCUUUAUGUUGUUGUUGACACUAGUGGGCGCUCGUGAGAUAGUGCAGCCUCUCCAUUUAGUGCUUCCUUUUUUCAGUCUCAAAGCAAGUGAAACACGUUUGGGCAGUAUUCACACUUAAUAUGACAGUAAACUGUCACAAUAUGUGUCCAAUAUAGGAAACUUACAGCGACCUGUAAAUUAGACCAGGGAUUAGCAAGGACGCAUCCGUGAGAAAGUAGGCAGUGCUGCGUAUUUGCUAGGGGGUGAGCUGCAGUUCAGGUUCAUGGACAGGUGGAAUUGGUGUACCUGGGAUGACCCACCAUGUUUUUCUUUCAUUUCUUAUAUUAAAGAGUGACUUUGAAAGGUUUUAUUGUGGAAAUUUUCAAAUACUCAAAAGUGUGGAGAAUGGGUAGUGAAUGCCCCUGUCUGUACCCCUCCCCUAGCCUCAGUAGGGGUGCCAGGGUUGGCCUCUCUGUAACUUAAAAGACAGGUAAGCAGGGGCAACCAGGGACAAGGUGGGAAAGAAAGUGCAUUCAAGAGGUGGAAAGACCUGAGGUGGGAAACAGCAUCACCUGUUGGGGCAACUGGACGAGAUUAAGUUGUUCAUGAAACACAAAAAGGGCUGUUUGAAUGUGUUGAGAAUGGUUUUCAUUAAAGUUGUUUUAAAGACAACAUUUCUUGUGGUGCCUUUUCUUUCUGUUAAGUCACUUAAUAGCAUUCACUCUUGUUGAAAGGAGCAUGGUUUGGACUAUUGGGAAGUGCUUACUACCAACUAAGAGGCGUUCCUUUCCUGUGCCCCUCAAAGCCUGUGCUCAGCUGUAUCUCUGAGACUCGUUUGCUUCUCUUUCCCAGGAGGUGAAAAGGUGUUUUGAACAGCACUUCUGACUCCUGAAGAAACUUCAGGUGGUAGUUCUCUGAAUGUUACUCCCUGGAAUAGAACGGGGGAGGGGAACUCGUGCUUUUGGGGUGUCAGUUGUGUUUUGGGCACUGUGCAAGCUCUUUCAUGUAAUCUUUACAGAACCCCCAUGGAGGUAGGUUUGUUCUCCCCAUUUUACAGAUGAGAGAACUGAAGGUCAUAGAAGCUAGCCAUCUUGCCAGGGCCACUCAGGUAAUGGCAGGGGAGAAUAAAGUACGCUUAAGCCUCAAAAAUAAAGGGAAACCUCUACUAUAGAAAGAUGCUUGCAGGUUGACUGUCUGCCUCUUUCUGGAAACACCUAGGCAGUCACAACACUGCUCCCCACCCCCCAGCUUGUUUUUUCACAAGCAAAAGCAUUUUCAAAGGAUAACCUUUGAAAGAAAAAGAUAAGUUUUAGGAGAUGUAGAUUAUAAUUU